UCUCUCUCAGGCUCUAGCGCAGCCAGUCUUGGUUUGGACCGGGUCCGGUGUGGAGUUCUGUCCCCGGCGACACGUCGCAUCUAACCGAAUAGAGCUCCUUUGUCUCUGGCAUUUUAUACGUGAACAUUUUCCUUUCGUCCCUUUUUAAAUACAGCCUUCAUCGACAAGAACUGAAGUGUGUCUAUUGUGUAAAGUUGUAUAUCAGGCGAAAUUUGAACCAAUACGUUCAUUCAUUGCGCUGGAGACGUAAAACGCGUUGACCUGCGGACCGUCGUUUUGAAGCUUGACUUAGAAACCAGUGGACUGCUGGAUACGUGGUUCGUUUGUUCUUUCAACACUGUCAGACUGGACCUGCUCAGCCAUUUUUUUGGCAACAACUACCUGAUAAUUACCUGAGGCUGUUUCUUCACAGAGAGCCGCCUGUUUUAUUGUCUGCUGCUUGUGUGGAGAAAUGUGGCGCGGAUUCUCACUGCUGAUUUUAUGCUGUGCUGUAAGUGGUCUUGAGGCGAAUAAAAGCGAUGACCCCUCGCUUCAGAAGAUGCUGUCGACCGAAGCAGCAGAGCUGGCCUCUCCGGACAAGGAUGCUCCCUCCGCGACCGAAGUGGAGAGCAGUCUGCGGGGAGGGGAGCAGCAUUCCGCCGGGAGAGACGCUCCCGUUGUGGGAGCGGAGGGGAGAGCUCAGCAGCCCACCGCUGAGCCUCUGGAAGAUGAGCUGGAUAACCAAGAGAAUAUCAUUAGCCAGUUGCUGGGCGAUUACGACAAAGUAAAGACUGUGUCCUCAGGGUCCGACUGUGUGUGUCGCUGUAUUGUUCGACCAAUCAAACGCUCUGACUGCAGCGACCUGGCAUCACCAUCCCGGGAUUUUUACACCGUGGAGACGGUUACCAAAGGAACAGACUGCAGGAAGUGUGUGUGCAUGGCUCCGCCUUCAGCCGUCAACCCCUGUGAAGGGGAGUACAGGUUUAAAAAACUACAUGACGCCAGCAAAGAUGACAUCAAGCUGGCGACUAUUAUUGACUUGUUGGAGGGCUCUCUGUACGGAAUGGACUUGUUAAAGCUCCACUCUGUCACCACCAAGCUGCUGACCAGGGUGGACAACGUGGAGAAGGCUUUUGCCCGUAAUUUUACUGAGAAAGCAAGAGAGAAAGAACGUGUGAAGGAAAGAGCAAAAGAGAAAGAGAAGAAGGCUCAGCAGAAAAAAAAGAAAGUGAAUGAUUUGGAGCGUGCAGGACAGAAAAGUGGAGCAGCUGCCUACGGCAACAAACAGAAGAAUCCUGAAGGUCCGCUGAAGAAGAACGAACAGCAUGAUGGUCUUGAACAACAACCACCAACCAGGAAUAAGACAGGAACUCAAAAGCCAAUCAAAGACCAGACAGAGCCAAAGCAGCCAAUCAAAGACAAGAACAGCAUGGUCAUCAGGGGUGUGACCUUCUACAAGGCAGAGGAGAGCUACAAAGAGGAGGAUGAGGAAGAGAAAGGAAAACAUACAACUCUAACUACAAAUGUAUCGGUGGACUUACUGAUCUCUAACCCGCUCCCACCUACCAGGACCAUCCCCACCAAGCGUCCAGGACCUACAACCACUGGUAGCACCCAACCAGACUUCCAGGACCCAUCAAGGAGACUGAGCAGGCCAGCGCCCACCCAGCAACCAACAGCUCCCCCAACUACCACCCAACAAACCACAACUCCAACAAAACCAGUUCCCACCACCAUCAAACCAACGACUAAAUUAACUACAAAAUCAACAACAACCAAACUGACAACUACUUCCCAACAAACUACAGCUACUACACAGCCUACCCGGCACGCCAAUCAGGAUACCACCUCACGCUCAGAUACUAAUAUAAAUCCACCCACUGAUGCGUCUCCCACAGCAGAGUCUCGGCCAGGACCCAAAAGUCGACUCAGCUGGACGGAGAACCCCGCUGACCAACCAAAGACCACAAAAAAACCUGCAGUGUGUAAGGACACAUUAGCCAGUAUCUCUGAACCGGUUCAGCAGAACUCUUACGGCCUUAGUGACGGAACCUGGAUGAGAGAUGCUCGCGGCCAUGGCAACGUCAUCUACCUUACUAAUGGUCACUAUGGCAACAACCUCCUAGAGUUCCGAGACAUGGACACCUUCAAAUCAGGUCAGGCAAGUAAUUCAUACAAGCUGCCCUACAGUUUCACUGGAACAGGCCACGUCGUGUUUAAUGGAGCGUUCUACUACAACCGUGCCUUCAGCAGGGACGUCAUCAGAUAUGACCUGAGACACAGAUAUGUAGCUGCCUGGACCACACUACAUGAUGCUUUACUGGAGGAGCAAGUUCAUAGGACACAAACUGAAGUGGAGUUUGCUGUUGAUGAGUCUGGCUUGUGGCUGCUCUACCCCGCUGUGGACACAGAGGGUUUCCACCAGGAAGUAAUCCUGCUCAUCCACCUGCGCUCCCGAGACCUGCAGCCAAUACAGACCUUCCGCACAGGUCUUCGCCGCGGUCGUUACGGAAACAGCUUCCUGGUGUGCGGCGUGCUUUAUGCAGUGAACAGUAUGGAGGAUCGCUACGCUAAUGUGACGUACGCCUUUGACACACACACGCUCACACACACUGUGCCGAGUCUGGCGUUCACGAACAUGCACGCACACACCUCUCAGCUGGCUUACUGCCCACUAGUAAAGAAACUGUACGCAUGGGACAAUGGACAUCAGAUGACGUAUGAUGUCGUCUUCGCUUAUUAGAACAAUCAACGGACACAUACAGUAGUUGGAAGAUUGAACAACAAUUUAGCAUCUCCAGCAAACUAAGCUGAGGACAGAGGAAAUAAGAUAAUAACUGAACAGAUAUUUGAUCAAUGUUUUGUAUCUGAAUGACUGUGGAUCCAUCUAACUGAAUGUGUUGACCUCAGCUGCUGCUUUGUCACACACACAAAAGUCAGUAUCAAGCAGCAACAUAUUCACAUUUAAGAGAAAACAAAAAAAAAGGGUUAUAUGAAGGAAUAUAAAUACAUGUAUUCACAUAUUUCUUUCCAAAGAUUCCUCUGAAUUAAAAACUAUGUAUAUCUUUCCAUCUGCAUAUUCAGAUUGUGAUUUAGAAAUCACUGUGGACAACGUAUUCUCAUGAACGGUUUCGUACGAUAUUGUGCGAAAAUGUAUGCACAUCAAUUUGUAUGAUAUCCUACGAAAUUAGGCGACCACCUGCUGGUCAUAUCGCGAUGGCUACAGAGCUCCAUCAGCUGUCGCUCCUAUCAGUGACGGUUGAGUUUAGCUGACAAAAGGUUACUGUGAGCCAGUUACAGGGCUCUGAGAGAUGAGAUGUCCUUUCAGGGGCCGUGACGGUUGAGUUUAGCAUACAAAAAGUGAGCGACGUUUAGUUUAGGCACCAAAAAAGUUUAGGAAAAAGAUCGUGGUUUGGAUUUAAAUACUCCGGAGGAACGAUCAGGCGUUUCCUCGGUGGAAGUCUUUUGUUUUCGCCGGGAAGUGAACUCUGCUACCUGGCUUCAAAGCACUGUGUUUUAUGACCCACCCAUCCACCCUGACCUCCUCCCUACGUGGUCAAAAGCAUUCUUACACAGCAGCACACACAUUAUGUGGUGCAUAAAAUAGUUGGAAUACGUAAAAGUUAAUGCUUGACAAGGUGUCCAUUGUCAGGAAUUAAUGGACAACGGAGGAGGCAUGAAUCAUCCGACGCGCGGGGCCUACUAAAAUGGCCUGCUGUAGGUCCUUCCUGCAGAUCAUGGUAUAAAUACGAAUUACAGUGCAUUACUUAUCGUAACUAUAUGUACAAAUGGUUCAUGAGACCAGCCUGCUAAUGGCUCUAAAAAUGCUAAUAAUUAUCCUGUUAAUCCCAUUCUUCAAGAACAUGCGGUUGCAGCAAUUCAGUUUUUGGGAAAUAACACACUUUCUCACAUCAUGUUUAUUUUUCAUAAAUGAUGAUCACUGUGGAGGAGCGUUCUCCAUACAGUCUGUACACACUUUAAUUUCACAUAGAAAAACACAAUGCUCACUGAAGCCUUCUGCCUCUAAACACAGAUCAGCCUUUGAUUUCUGUUAUGACCUUCCAUAAGUUCAGUGCUUAUAGGAGUUCUUAGUUCUCAGCUGCAGCUUUAAGGCUACAGGGUAUGAGCCUGUGUUGAUUUGUUUACCUUUUUGUUUAGUUGAAAAAAUCUUAACUCCACUAACUAGCUUGUUUAUAACUUCUAUGCUGGGUCGGGUUGCCGCUAGGACAGGUCGGGUGAAAAGAUGUCAUUGAUUGCAUUGUGGGAUUUGUAGGAUCAAGUGUUUUGGGGACAAAAAGUUAAAAUAUCUUGGACUCUUCUCCAUCAAUUUUGACAAUAUUUUAAAUCUGUCUCUUGUGAAUCACCUAACUUUAUGGCAGUGCAACAGUUAAGUGUGGAGUUUCCCUUUCAAGGGGCUGUACCCGAAAUACUGGAAAAAAAAACAGCGGGCUGGGAUUGCCUCCACACGACAAUUCCCCAAUACAUGAAAUAACUAUGUUUUUUUUUUUCACAGCCACAUGCACUAACAUGCACGUAAUGAUACGAAACCUCAGAUCACAACACACAGAGGGAGUGUGACUUCAUUCUCUGCUCAGGUCACCAUUACUCCACUAUAUCUUUACAUAGAAAAUAGUUGUUUACUGCUAUAUUAACGUGCUGAGUGUUCCCUUUAAGACCGCCAUGAAAGAACUCUGAACUCAUUUUGCUGUUGUGUUAAGUAAAUUCAUUAAUCAUGUAUUCACAACAUGUGCCAUAAAGGCUUAUGCCACGAAAAACAUCAUAUGGUUCAUAUGUUCAAUAAGCUACUGUAAUAGUGCCAAGUCAGAAACAGAUUGUCAGGUAAAACCAGAUUUGACCAAUCAUGUGACUUUUUACCUUUGCAUAUUGACCAUGUAAUCAUUUGCCAAUGAGCUAUAAGAGACACAUUUUUACGUGCCCUGAUGAAAGCCUUAAAGGCUGAAACGAGCAUAUUUUAAUGAUUUAGCCAAGAAGAUAUUAAAGCCUUUUAAACUUUACCCUCUUGAGUGCCUCAGUUUCCUUCAACCUUUUAAAACUAGUAGGAUCCCCUAACUGAAGAGCACCAGAGGAACACUCCCUACACACCCGAGCAGCACUCCAUGCAGACCGCAGUGUGACUAAAAUCAGACUAUCUAAUGACUAAAGACCAGAGUGUAAAAACUGACUCUGAUAAUGUGUUAAGAUACAGAUACUUCAUACUGUAAGUGCCUUUAUUUUCAGUAUGUAAUGAAGCAGUAGCCUUUUUUUAUAUGGUCAAAGUCUAUAAUGUGUUUUUUUUUUUUUUUUUUUUUGGUAUGUCUGCUUAGCGUGUUGCAUAUUAACCUAAACUCCAGUCCAGUAAUGUUCUUAUCAUAAGGUUUUAUUACAGGUGGGAACAGGAAAGGAAGCUCUAACCCUGGUACCGUUGGUGCUUCAUCUGCCAUUGAAGUUCAUUCAUCUAAAACCUUUUUCAAACUAGCACAUGCUCCACACUGCUUUGCUUGUUGAAGAAAAUCCCAAGACAAGGUUGAUUUUAACUGCUUUACCUUUUUGUUUUGUUAAUUUAUAAUAAAAUAUUUCAAAAAGA
Molecule: messenger RNA, 5563 nt
Organism: Perca flavescens (yellow perch)
Lineage: Eukaryota; Metazoa; Chordata; Actinopteri; Perciformes; Percidae
Gene: olfml2bb
Product: olfactomedin-like 2Bb
Exons: 9
Coding region: 452-2722 (756 amino acids)
Biological process (GO): signal transduction
Source: RefSeq, a predicted model, not a curated record